AGGGAGGGGCUCUAAGAAAAGAACUCUUGGCUUUCUACUUUUCUCCGAGUAACACAUUCCAUUCCUCACUCCUUCUUGCCAGUUCUGCAUUCAGUGUUACCCCCAUGGGUUGCCUAGUAUUUGGCUAGAUGGUAUGGAGUUCUAACGAAGCAGCACAGUUAAUAUGACCUCCACAAGACAUGAAGGCACAAGUACUGCUGUGUAUCUUCUUCGCUGUCACAUUGUACCUUUGUGGAUCUUUAGAUGUAUUCCUCCCAGUCUUCUUCAGUCACCGUAACCGUAAGAACGAGCAACUCAUUCUUGGAAGAUAUGAUGAAGAUGUCACUCUCCCUUGCCUGUUCACGAGUGGGUCUGAAGUUGUAAUUCACUGGAUAAGUCAAGAUAACUAUGUUCACAGUUACUACAGUGGCAAGGACCAAUUGGAAAAACAGCAUUUUAGAUAUGCACACAGGACAUCCCUCGUUCAUAGUGAAAUUAACAAUGGGAAUGCCUCUUUAACUGUCAGGAGAUUGAGUCUUCAGGAUGAAGGAACUUAUAUCUGCUACGUGGGAACAACAAGUAUGCAUACUGAAAAUACAGUGGUGCUAAAAGUGGGAGCUUUUCACACACCUUCAAUAAAAUAUGAAAAGAGGGACACAGAGAACUUUCUGGUGUGCAGUAUCCAGAGUGUUUACCCUUAUCCACAUGUCACAUGGAAAAUGGACAAUACAAAUGUCUCUGAAAGCGGUUCACAAGUAACCGGAGCUCCGGGCCCUUUUAAUAUUAGUAGUACACUGAAUAUUACAGGAUCAAAUUUGUCUUUUGAGUGUACUAUUGAAAAUUCACUUCUCAAUCAAACAUGGAGUGGAGCAUGGACAUUGGCAGGUAGUCAUCGAAAGAAUGAACGUGACUCUAUUUCUCUCUGGUGUACAACCAGCCACAAUUUUUCUCUACUAAAUCAAGACUUCCAAGUUUCUUGGUUCAAGGUAGUAAAUGGGGCAUCCUUUGUCUUGGAUUGGCAUCCGAACUCUUCACAGGACAUAGCUACUAAUGACCCUCAAUUCUCAGGGAAUAAUGAGCUGAGAUAUAAUAGUGACUUCUCCUUAAUAUUGAAAGAUCUUCGUGCUUCAGACAGUGGGGAAUACUUGUGUAAUGUUUCUUCUACUGAGUACACAUUACUCACCAUCCACAGGCUGAACGUAGCUUCCAGUCUUUUACAGCAAAAACAUGUUGGAACUUGGAUAUCAGUUUUACUGCUUCUGAUGUUGCCAGCAGCAUGUUGCUGCUACUCUAAAGUGAGAAGAGACCCCAAUGACGCUGAAGGGACUAGCAGAUACACAUACUCUGCCGCUGGAGACCAACGCGUCCAGGUUCCCCAGCCAGAGGAAGAAGUGCAAUGUGGUUCUGACGAAGUAAACAAUCUCAAUUCAGAAACGCACCCUAUCUCUGUUGAUGAGAGUGUUAUGAAUGGUGAUAACUCCAAUGGAUAUGACAUACAACAUUGUGGGGACCAACAGAUGUAAACGUAUUCCACCCAGACUGGAGGUCAGAGAGUUUGAGCUUACUUUUGCUCUUUCAAAGUUGUUGACAACAGCUGUGGCUACAAAUCCUGACCUAGGGUGUGGUUAUUUGGUAUUUUAGACAUUAACAUGGCCCAUAGAGGUGGAUGUG
Messenger RNA from Microtus ochrogaster (prairie vole), 1650 nucleotides. It is a transcript of the gene Hhla2, whose product is annotated as HHLA2 member of B7 family. The record is from RefSeq and is a predicted model, not a curated record. Lineage: Eukaryota; Metazoa; Chordata; Mammalia; Rodentia; Cricetidae. Gene Ontology annotation, biological process: cell surface receptor signaling pathway; cellular response to lipopolysaccharide; positive regulation of T cell proliferation. Gene Ontology annotation, cellular component: external side of plasma membrane.